Molecule: messenger RNA, 387 nt
Organism: Cooperia oncophora
Lineage: Eukaryota; Metazoa; Nematoda; Chromadorea; Rhabditida; Trichostrongylidae
Source: the annotation of a GenBank genome assembly
AUGUGCAGCUAUCUAAAACUAAAGUACCCUCACCACAGCGCAGUGCUCGCACUGUACAGAGCUCCGCCCAGCUCGUCUUUGGGUAUGGAAGAUUUGAAUGCGUCAACCGUCGAAAUGUUCCUGAAUGGAGGUGUAGGCAACAGUAAUGGCGGUUGGUAUAAUGCCAUAAAGAAUCGACAUCAGCUGUGGCCAAACGGUCGCAUUCCGUAUACGAUUAGCAGUCAGUACAGUAGCUACAGCCGUUCCCAGAUAGCGGCAUCAAUGCAGGAGUAUUCCCUUCACACUUGUAUUAAAUGGGUACCGAAAACGAACAGCGACGUCAAUUAUAUCUAUAUUUUUCCCGACAGGGGAUGUUACUCUAUGGUUGGCAAAAUAGGUAAGUCAUAA